Molecule: messenger RNA, 626 nt
Organism: Ixodes scapularis (black-legged tick)
Lineage: Eukaryota; Metazoa; Arthropoda; Arachnida; Ixodida; Ixodidae
Gene: hoip
Product: NHP2-like protein 1
Exons: 5
Coding region: 143-526 (127 amino acids)
Biological process (GO): ribosome biogenesis; mRNA splicing, via spliceosome; maturation of SSU-rRNA
Cellular component (GO): U4/U6 x U5 tri-snRNP complex; small-subunit processome; precatalytic spliceosome
Molecular function (GO): RNA binding
Source: RefSeq, a predicted model, not a curated record
AAUCCAAAUCGUAGUUGGCGGAGUUGUGUGUGAAAAGAAAUACACGUGCAACGUUGAAACCACGUUGUUUACAGUGUGAAGCGAAAAGUUUGUUACCGACAGCAAAAUCUAUUCAAAGCUUCAAGCGCCUUCUGACACAAUAAUGGCAGACGAGGUGAACCCCAAAGCCUACCCGCUUGCGGACCCGGAGCUCACAACCAAGAUCCUGAAUGUUGUCCAGCAGGCCACCAACUACAAGCAGAUGAAGAAGGGCGCCAACGAAGCCACCAAGGCCCUGAACCGUGGCCUGGCCGAGAUCAUUGUGAUGGCAGCUGACGCAACCCCCUUGGAGAUCCUGCUGCACCUGCCGCUACUUUGCGAGGACAAGAAUGUGCCAUACGUCUUUGUGAGAUCAAAACAUGCCCUGGGCCGUGCGUGCGGUGUGUCGAGGCCAGUCAUUGCCUGCUCGGUGACAGUCAACGAGGGCUCCCAACUCAAACCCCAGAUCCAGGGGCUGCAGCAGGAGAUCGAGAAGCUCCUCGUCUGAACGCACGCCCGGGGCACCCUGUACCAUACGCGUCUUUGCCCAUCGCAUCCCUUCUUAUUUGCCAUCUCGUUAUUAAAGGACUCUCUCUGGUGUUGCCACA